ACAACAUUACAACUAUUGCAUCUGUAAAACGAAACAUUCUUCAAGAAAAAGUCCUGCUAUGAAAAUGCUGACUCAUCCGGCGUUUUUGAAUAUUCUGCUGAGGCGGUGCUCGUCUUCGGCUGCUGUGUCAGCACCUUUGCCGUUGCGAAAGAAAAAAGCCAAAUCAACCAGUAAUGACAGAAAGCCAUUUGUGGACAUGAAGCGAGUGCAGGUGGUGGGGGGGAAUGGCGGGGAUGGCAGUAUCUCGUUCCUCAGCCUGUGGGCCAACGAGUUUGCAGGGCCGGACGGCGGUGAUGGUGGAAGCGGUGGACAUGUCCUCUUCCAGGCUUGUGAGAAUGUGCAGGGCCUGGGUCACAUCAGUCCCUUGGUGAAGGCUGAGAGUGGUGAGCCAGGGGGCAGCAAACACUGCCACGGUCGUAAUGCACCACACACGCUUGUCAAGGUACCAGUGGGUACAGUAGUGCGUCCACUCUUGAACGAGGAUCGCGUGGUGGGUGACCUGGGUCGCGCCGGCGCACUGUUUGUGGGCGCGCGUGGUGGCGCAGGCGGGCGCGGCAACCACUUCUUCAUCGGUGACACACAGCAGCGCCCAACCGUCGCCGAAAUGGGUGCUCCCGGAGAGUCGCUCGCCUACAUUCUCGAGUUGCGCAGUAUCGCUAAUUUCGGACUGUUGGGAAUGCCGAACGCUGGCAAGAGCACUUUGCUGCAGGCGAUCUCCAGAGCCCGUCCCAAAGUGGCAUCCUAUCCAUUCACCACCAUCAGGCCUCACCUAGGGGUCAUCACCUAUACUGACUACGACCAGAUAACAGUGGCCGAUCUUCCCGGCCUAAUAGCAGACUCGCACAAGAACCGCGGCCUAGGCGUCGCCUUCCUGCGACACGUGGAGCGUUGCGACGCCCUUGUCUACGUGCUAGACGUGUCACCUGCGGCCAGCCUUACUGCGCAUGCGCAGAACGCCACUGCUCAGAGUGCUACUGCGCAGUUUCGGUUGCUGCGCGACGAGGUGCGAGCCUACAGCGGGCGGUUGGCGGAGCGCACCUCGAUUUUGGUUGCUAACAAGAUCGACUUGCCUGGUGCCGAGGCGGGCCUAGCUGAACUCAGGGAGUACGUGGGUGACGAACAUGAGAUUAUCGGCAUUUCUGCCAGGUAUGGAACCAACCUUCAGCAUCUGCUCAUGCGCCUUAGACAAAUCUAUGACUCCACCAGAAACCAUAAACAGCAACUACAAAAACAAUGUGAAGAACAAGACAAUUUAUGACACUGAAUUUCGCCUUUGACAUCUCACUGAGGGAGAAAUUAAACACUACUGUAUAAUAUAGUGAGUUCCACAUUAUAAUGGCAGUAUUUUAUUAACAUUGGUGUUUCUAUCUAUCAUUCGCUAAAUCAAAUAGCGUUAUCCUUUUCUAGCCCCGCAACGUUGCCAGAUCGGUUUUCAACAAUGUGAAAUAAUAUAAUUAAUUAAUAAAAUAUUCAAUCUUAAUCAUGAAACUUUAUUAUGUAAUCAUUGAAAAAUAUAUUUCUUACAAAUAAAAUACAUGUAUAACUGAUUAUUUCAAAAAAGAAUGAACUGUUUUGAUGUAACAUCAGAUAAACCGUUAUCAGCUAUCUUCUAUAGACGGCACUGACAAGGCAGAGCAUCGGUAAAGCUGCUCUCCUAUCUUCCUUCACUGUCAUUAUAACUUGGACCUCACUAUAGUCUAACCAAUCAAUGCUAGGUUCCUUAUGUUAGGCAAUCAAAGCGUGCUUGGCUAGGAAUGUUUUAAGGAAUUGUUUGUAAAGAAAGCCUUUAAAGUUUACGAACAACGCUUUGAAAUGGCUGAUUGAAUAUGAUUUUUUUGAUUGGCAUUUUUACUUUAGUUAAAUGCAGAAAGAUUACCUUUUGUUUAGUGUAUUGGAUGAGAUAAUACAGUAAGUCAUAGCAUUACAGUUUGUUGAAUUUUUAUAAAUAGUUGUGUUGAGAGGAUAAUGUUCCCUGUUUUUUUCACGAACCAAGUGUUUUGAGAAAUGUGUAAAUAUUGAAAUAAAUUUUGUUGAAACAUA
Molecule: messenger RNA, 2040 nt
Organism: Nilaparvata lugens (brown planthopper)
Lineage: Eukaryota; Metazoa; Arthropoda; Insecta; Hemiptera; Delphacidae
Product: mitochondrial ribosome-associated GTPase 2
Cellular component (GO): mitochondrion
Molecular function (GO): GTPase activity; GTP binding; magnesium ion binding
Source: RefSeq, a predicted model, not a curated record